This is a messenger RNA of Penicillium pulvis, 957 nucleotides long. RefSeq lists its product as uncharacterized. Gene Ontology annotation, molecular function: lyase activity. The transcript is spliced from 2 exons. Lineage: Eukaryota; Fungi; Ascomycota; Eurotiomycetes; Eurotiales; Aspergillaceae. Bases 1 to 957 code for a protein of 318 amino acids. The record is from RefSeq and is a predicted model, not a curated record.
AUGCAUUCUGUCGCAUCAUCAAAGACCUCUGGUUCACAUCCUAAGUGUCCGACUGUCCAAGUCGAGUUUGGAAGUCAGAAGGUCGAUGUACCCAAGGGCGGUUACUACGACCGUUAUCGUAUGAACCCGAACCUAGACGAGGUAGCCCGCGACCCAGCCGUUGGACCCGACAUCGAUUUCUUCCGGAAAAUCCCAAAGAGCCUGGUCGAUUCGAGAGUGGGUCAGAUUUAUGCUCCUAACUUCUAUUAUCGCACCAAGAGUGUCCAGCUUGUCCUUCUCGCGCCCCUUGAGAGCUUAAGGUCGAAGCUUCCAGCGCCUUUAGAGCCUAUCACGGCAUUUCCUGGCUAUGGCUUGGUUGCGUUGACGUUUUACUCGUACCUCGUUUGCGACAACGAUCCUUACAAUGAGGUAUCGAUCGCCAUUAUCGUCCGCCAGCCGGGUAAAGGUAGCUACAGUACGACACAACUGCUUAGCUCUAUAUGGAACCGAACCUUCUAUGGGUAUGUGUUGGCGCUGCCUGUCGAUACUGAGAUCGCUCGAGUCCGCGGUGUAUACGGAUACCAACUCCCCAAAUGGCUCGCCCAUAUCAAUUUGGAGAUGGACGAACACAAUAUUAAAGCCGGUGUCACCGCGACUGACGGAAAGCCCGAUCUGACGUUAGAAGUACCACUUCCAGCCCUGAAAAACAUCCCGUCGCAAUCCUCGAUCGGCAUCAACAACGCGAUCAACGAGAUCGAUGGGAAAUGGCACCAGGUAACAGUUCAGACGAACCCACUCCUGGGGUCACAGCGUCUUCUACCUGGCGACGUCAAGCUCUCUCGGGGCCAAGGUCCACUCAGCAAACUUCUUGGCGAAUUGAGCGUCUCGACCAUCCUGCGAAUGGACGUUCUCAAGGAUGCACAGAUGAUCUUGAACAUGCCCACACCCUUAAAGGCGUUUGAUAAUAUCAAGCUGUGA